Guyanagaster necrorhizus is the source of this 1668-nucleotide messenger RNA. RefSeq names its product chorismate synthase. The record is from RefSeq and is a predicted model, not a curated record. The transcript is spliced from 6 exons. Gene Ontology annotation, molecular function: FMN binding; chorismate synthase activity. Gene Ontology annotation, cellular component: cytosol. Gene Ontology annotation, biological process: aromatic amino acid biosynthetic process; chorismate biosynthetic process. Bases 282 to 1502 code for a protein of 406 amino acids. Lineage: Eukaryota; Fungi; Basidiomycota; Agaricomycetes; Agaricales; Physalacriaceae.
ACCUUCUUUCGGGCCUGUGGGCGACGAAUAACUGACGGCUGGCUUGUCGUAGACAUAGUGGUGGCUAAAAAGGCUAGAUUCUUCCCAAAAGCAAGUCAACCCAAAGCGCCCGGAACAAAGUUUUUUUAGUGCUGAUCCAAGCUGACCUAAUAUUAUUUAACUCAUCACCAUCUUGACUCGCCCAGUCCUUUUUCCGGUUCUUUCUUGCCCCUCCGCUCGUUUACGUGCAAUUUUUCUACGGUCUAUCGAGGACAAAAGCUCCGCCAGCUCAAUAUUCAAAAAUGUCGACCUUUGGCCAUAUUUUCCGCGUCACAACCUACGGUGAAAGUCACUGCGCCUCUGUAGGAGCAAUCAUCGAUGGAUGCCCACCGGGCCUUAACUUGGAGCCCAGUGACAUCCAAGUUCAGCUCAAUAGACGACGCCCUGGACAAAGCAAUCUCACCACUCCCAGAAACGAAAAAGACUUGGUGCAUCUGCAGUCCGGAAUCGAAUACGGUGUUACCCUUGGAACACCCAUAUCUUUGCUGGUCAAGAACGAGGACCAGAGGCCGCACGAUUACUCAGAGACUGAUCUGUACCCCCGACCGAGUCAUGCCGACUACACCUACUUGGAAAAAUAUGGUAUCAAGGCCAGCAGUGGUGGUGGACGGAGCAGCGCACGCGAAACCAUCGGCAGGGUAGCCGCAGGCGCUAUUGCCGAGAAAUAUCUCAAACUGGCAUAUGGCAUCGAGGUUGUUGCAUUUGUUUCAUCGGUGGGAAAGAUCCAUCUGCCAUCGACUGUCGCAUCUCCAUCCUCUAGUGAUGCAGAUAACGACGACGCUCAAGAUGCAGUAUCCGAGGAAUUCAAGCAUUUAUUGGCAACUGUAACACGAGAACAAGUCGACAGCCAUCCUAUACGAUGCCCACAUCCCGAGACAGCGGAACGUAUGACUCAGCGCAUUGUACGCGCAAAAGACGCGAUGGACUCUAUUGGUGGGACCAUCACCUGCGUCAUCCGUAACGUUCCCCCUGGUCUCGGUGAACCCGUUUUCGACAAGUUCGAAGCUACAUUGGGACACGCCAUGCUCUCCAUCCCGGCCACGAAGGCUUUUGAGAUCGGGUCCGGUUUCAAAGGAACAGAGGUGCCGGGAAGCAAGCACAACGAUCCUUUCGUGAAGCGCGAGGAUGGUCGACUGGGAACAAAGUCUAACUGGAGUGGUGGUGUUCAAGGAGGCAUCACUAAUGGCGAGGAUAUUUACUUCCGGAUUGGAUUCAAGUCUCCAGCUACCAUUUCGCAGGCUCAAGAAACCGCGCAGUAUGAUGGCACUCCAGGAUCUCUUGCUGCGAGAGGCAGACAUGACCCUUGUGUAGUCCCGCGAGCAGUUCCCAUUGUUGAGGCCAUGGCGUGCAUCGUCAUCAUGGAUCAACUACUGAUCCAGAACGCCAGAAAAACGGCCGCGAGUCUUUUGCCGCCAGUGACAACCCUACCGUCAACGAUGGUUUUGCGGAAGAAAACAGCAUGAAACGGCAUGUAUUAUACCUAGACACCUGUCCAGCCAAAUGAAACCUAUACGAAUUGGGCAAAAGAUAAGUAACCAAGAAUGAAGAGUACAGCAAAUUCAUGUCUACUAGUGGAUACACAUACUUGAAAGCAGCUAGACCCGCCAUCAAAAGAGUCACCGUUGUUCC